Messenger RNA from Bombus pyrosoma, 4938 nucleotides. Its product is annotated as CDK5 and ABL1 enzyme substrate 2. The transcript is spliced from 10 exons. The record is from RefSeq and is a predicted model, not a curated record. Gene Ontology annotation, biological process: regulation of cell cycle. Lineage: Eukaryota; Metazoa; Arthropoda; Insecta; Hymenoptera; Apidae. Bases 312 to 1940 code for a protein of 542 amino acids.
GCCGACAAGGGAAUGGGUCGCAGUGUUGCGUAGUAGGAAGGAAGAUUGUUUUAUUGGUAGCAGGAUUUGUUUUUUAAUCUUAUGAGAGGAAUCAGUACGAUGAUGAGUGACACCGGUUCACGUAUCUACGUGCGCUGUGUGAGCAUAUUAAUGGGAAAUGUCAGGACUAAGUGUACGAGCGGUGAUAAUGAAUUGUGAUCCUAGUAGUUGUCCUCGUUUGACAAAAGAAUCCUUGUCGAGUGUCCGUCUCUUUCCUGGUCGUUUACGUUGGUACUCGGUAAUACCGGUCUAUCGAUACGGUCAACCGUGGAAUGGCAGCAGCCUUAAAAAAGAAUCAUUCACGCAGACGGUUGGCCGCCCUAACAUUUCUUUCGAAUAUUUCUCUCGAUGGCAGCCACCGCGAUACCAAAUUAGCUGUUUUAUCGCGGAAUAGUGUUGCUCAUGCACGUACCCUGAGUGAUAGUCAGGCUCAUCAGGUUGAGGUUCGUCAGGCUGAUUUGACUGUUUCUACUGAAGAAGUUGUCGAUGACUCUACAGAAGAGCAUUUAAUAUCCUCAUCUGCAAAGCAAACAAGCUCUCCGCAAUUAGUGCCAAAAAGUGGUGAACAUAAUUCAUUUAGUUCAAAUUCUGACGGGAUACUGACUCCUGCAAAGGCAGCAGUGGCUGUAUUCCUAGAACAAGAAAGAAAUUAUCCACAGCUCUCUACUGGAUUUCAUAGUUCAUUCAGAGAACGUACUGGCACAACUGGCAGUGAAUAUUCUUUACCUGAAAGGCGAGUUGGUUCUUUACAAUAUAAAAAGCGUAUAACUCAUCAAACAUCAACUCUUUCCGAAGAUAUAAAGCAUCAAUAUAACAGUUCCAAUGAAAGUAUUGGUUCUUUACGUUCAAAACCACAAUCCUCAAAAUCAAAAUCAAAGACAUCAAAUAAUAUACAAUCUGGUUCUGCAAAUAGUGGCAUAAUACCAGAAGUUACAAGAGAAUUGCGUUUAAUGCAACGACCUGUAAAUGGUUAUAAGUUUGGAGAUGAUAGAUUGGUUUUGGUUUCUAAUAAACGUGUGCCAUUUCUAGUAUUUUCUGCUCUUCCAUAUAAUAAAGGACAAAGAUCUAGUUGGUCUGAACUGCGUAAAGAUACAGGACGAAGAAAAAAUAUAUCUUCACAGAGACCAUUAUCAGCAAUUAAUGAUAAUAUUGACCCUUUUGGUUUAUUGGGAAUAGAGCGUGCUAAAGACGGCCAGGAAAUAUCUUAUGGGCAGUUACUUGUCCCAUCUAGACAGUUUCAAAAGGACAAAAAGUUACAUUUUAGUGAUAAUGAGGCAAUAGAACUUAUACCUAACAAACAUCCUGUAGUUUCAAGGACAAAAACUAUUACAUGGAAUGUGGAUCACUCUAAAUGGUGUCUAUCAUAUGAUACAGCUACAUAUCGUACUCAGCAUUUAACGCCCGAAUCUCCACCACUAUCUUUUAAUACUGAUUCUAAAGCUUAUGAUUGGGAUGAGCAAUCAUUACAAUACAAUCCUAAUUUGUUGGAUGAUCCGGAACUCAUAGCUGGAAAGCAUAGAACACUGCUUACAUUUACAUCAUACAUGGCAUCAGUUAUUGAUUAUGUAAGACCAUCUGACUUAAAAAAAGAAUUGAAUGACAAAUUUAAGGAAAAAUUUCCGCAUAUACAACUUACCUUGAGUAAAUUAAGAAGUCUAAAACGAGAAAUGAGGAAAAUAGCAAAAAUGGAAUAUGGUAUUGAUCUCCUAACAGUAGCAAUGGCUUAUGUAUACUUUGAAAAACUUAUUCUUCGAAAUGUUGUUACGAAACAAACACGGAAAUUAUGUGCUGGUGCAUGUUUGCUUCUUGCAGCAAAAUUGAAUGAUGUUAAGGGUGAUGUCCUCAAAUCAUUAAUAGAGUUUUAUGCGAUUUACAGAGAAUUGAAAGUGUAUUUCGUCUAAACCGCAAGGAUUUAAUUACAUCAGAAUUUGCUGUUUUGGUGGCCUUAGAAUUUGGUUUACAUCUUCCAACAUGGGAGAUAUUUCCACAUUAUCAGAGAUUAAUAUACGAAUCUUGACCUUCUUUCACGACGUUUUUUUUACGUAGGCCCAGAACAUUUUCUUCAUAAAGUUGAAAUUUCAGAAACAAUUAUGAAAAGUACAAUACAUAGAGUUUUUUUAUAUAUUAACGUACAAAAUUAUAAGUAAAAGGGAAUAAGAAUUUAAAAGUGAAUAGAUACACUAUGGUUACUAACUAAUUUGUUAUUCUGUAAUAUCGUAAAAAAAUAAUAUGUUGGUAACAGUUAUAAACAGCUUGAUAGGCAUGAAUAAUUACAGAAGAGAUAUUACAAAAUAUUUCAUUUUUUCUUAAUAUGACUAUUUACAAUAAGUGGACUUUAAUAAUACGAAGCUCUUAUAUGAUAAAGUUGUUUAAUACUUCGUAAAUUUAUAAACAUGCGUAUUUGUAAUUAGAGUAAUUGUACGGAAUGGCGGAAAUUGCUGCAUUGCGUGUUAUUAUGCGUAACAAGCUGUAAGAAUUACAAAUAACAGUGUAUACUUUUGAAACAUUGUAAACACUUAACCCAUUUGCAUCCAAGCGCGGAUUAAUCCGCGCGCUGCGACUAUCUUCUAUCACCAAGCGUGGAUUAAUCCGCGCGCUGCGACUAUCUUCUAUCACCAAGCGCGGAUUAUUACGUGCGCUGCGGCUGCUUUUUUUUAUUUCCAUUUUAAUCUAAAUAAUUUUUUUUUAAAUAAAUAAUUUUUACUUUUCUUCUCUGUUGUAAAGAAUGUAAGAUGCGAUUUUUGCGAAGUAACAUUAUCUACUAAUCGUUUUGAACAGUAAAUUUUCGAUAAACUCCAUAAAAAAUUCGGAUGUCAUUUACUGCACCUACGACCGACCGCACGCGGUGAUAGGGAUUAGUCUUCUGAAGUAGGGUCAUGAUGCAAAUGGGUUAAAUAUGUUCAAAUCUUUUAAGUACUUAUUUAAUUUUUAAUUUGUUUUUAAUGGUCAAAAAAUUACGUUAUGUAUAGUACUUAGUGUAGUUAAUAAUUCCUUUCUGAGACACAAUAACUUAUACACAAAGAUGAUGAUAAUUAUACAAAGUGGUAGGUAAUCUGACAAAUUUAUAAAGAAGAAACAACAAAUGCUAAGUUUAGAGUCAAUAGAGUACUUUUAAAUCUUAGAGACAUCAGUUAUAGUGAUUUCAUCAUAUAAAUGUAAAUGCUUCUUCCAAUUUUUAUAAUGUAUAAAUGAAAUUAUGUUUCCGAAGCUCUUAAAGUUCUAAGGUUUACUAUAGAUAUUAAAAAAAGAUUUUUGUGCUUUAAAAAAGUUGCAUAAAAAUUUUAUUGUUUCACGAAAAGUUUAUUUUAAAACAUAUGUAUUUAAACAUUUAAAGAUUUUAUUUAAAUAUUACAAAAUUUUAUUGUUGUUUUAAAUUGCUUUUAGUUUUGUAAAUCUUUUAACAUAUGAUAAAUAUCUAAUUAUAGAGUCAUUAUUUACUGGAAAAAGUCAUUAUUAAACAUUCAAUUAUAAAAAUUAAUAUUAUCGAAGAGUAGAAAAAUUAUAGAUGAAACUACCAAUGGAGUACUUUCUUUUAAAUGUAAUGAAAGUAUUUACGAAGUUAAGUUAUACUUUUUCUUAUUAUUCAUUAUUUUAAUUGCUUUUGCAGCAAACUUGUGAUGUUUUAAAAUGAUAAAUCCCAAACAGUGUCUUAUUUUUUUAUGUUUGUUGGCUAUUAAUAGGAUGACUAGAAGAGAAAUUGGCAAAUAUAUUAAAUAUCAUUAAUUAAUAUAUUAUAUAUUAUAUAUAUAUUAUUAGAUAUUUGACAUAAGUGGAAUCUUCUCUGAAUGAAAACUCAAUCGUUUUUUCUUCUUGUUUUUCCCCUUUUUUUUAAUCUAGUCAAACCAAUUCACAAUUCAAUUUAAUUGCUUCUGUUUAUAGUGUUUAGAGUGGUUCAUUUUUAUGAAUUAAAGUUGGCACAGAAAAUGAUUGUACAAUAUUAAGUAAUAAUAAAUUAUUACUUACUGCAUGUGCUUAAAGUGCUAAUUUUUGCAAUCAUGAAUAACAGUUUACCAAAAUAAAACAGUUACAAUCAUUUUUCUAAUUCAAUUAUAUCUUACAACAUUUUCAAAGCAUUUAAAAUGUAUGAGAUUGUAUCUAUAAUUUAGAUUCAUGUAAAUUAUAAUAUUGAGAAGUAUGCACACUAAUAAUAUAUAUGUUGCUAUUUGCUUGAUUAAACAAAUUACAAAAACCAUAUUAUAAAUUAUUCAAAAUUCGUAUGAUGUAUAUCAAUAUUAUCAAGUAUCCCUUAAAAUGUAAAGUAAAACAUCAGAGAGAUGCUAUAAUAAAUCCCUUUGCAUAUUUGCUGUAAUCGUACUUUGCAAAUUUUCAGAGGAAUAUUUUGUUAUAAAAUUAACAUUACUCAGAUCUUCUUUUAUGUUAGCUUUCAUUUGCAUACAUAAAGAAGCACCAAAGUAUUUCAGUUCUUUAAAUACUGCUUUCACAACAAAAUUUUGUUGUGCAUGCUUUAUCAUAGAAUUUUACUUGCAAAUAUAAAUUUUGAAAUAUAUGUUAGCAUUAAAUAAUAUGAAAAGGGUACUUUUAUAAAAUAUGUAGGAAUUGUCGGCAGUAUUUUUAAUGUUUUUUAUAUUGAUGUCAUAUCUUUAUAUUAACUUUAAUAGAGAUUGUGUAUAAAAUUAUUGUAUAUAAAAAUUUCUAUUUUAAUAUAUCUUUAGUUUUAUUCGUUGAUUAAUCUGUAUUGAAUAGUAAAUAUUUUUUUAUUGUUAUAAAUGGUACAAUAAUUGUUAUAGUAUAAAAAAAUAACGAGCGUGAAGAAAGCCUUAAAAGUUUUUAUUUUUUAUGUUAAUAAUAUUUAAGACAGAUUUUGACUGUAUUAUUUCAAGAGAUUGUUAUUACGCGUAAAAAUAUACGCUCAAAUUAAAAGAAAAUUGUUAAAAAAAA